GUUUGAAUCAUUGGGCCUUGAAAUAAAAAAAGGAAUAGCUAGAUGGGGGGUGUAAAGGAAGAAGAAAAGGAAGGUCUUGAUCAUAGCUAUUAUCCACUGUAUGAGACAAAAGGCAGGAGAUGGAAUAGUGCAUACAAGCUGUUUUCUGUAACUGUGUUCUUGGCUAUCUGCUGCAUAUGGGUUUUCAGGGUGACAAACAUCCCAAGAACAGAGGAAGGCGGUGCAGGAAGAUGGGUUUGGAUUGGGAUGUUCGUUUCCGAGCUUCUUUUGGGUGUUUAUUGGAUCUUUACUCAGUCUGUUCGUUGGAGUGUUGUUUACAACUAUCCCUUCAAAGAAAGGCUCUCUCUCAGGUAUGAGGAAAACUUGCCGGGAGUGGAUGUUUUCAUAUGUACGGCAGAUGCCAUAUUGGAGCCACCAACCCUUGUGAUUAAUACUGUGUUAUCAGUGAUGUCAUACAACUAUCCACCGGAGAAGUUGAGUGUUUAUCUUUCAGAUGAUGGAGGUUCAGAGUUAGUCUACUACGCUCUUUGGGAAGCAUCAAGAUUCUCCAAAUAUUGGAUACCCUUCUGUAAGAAGUUUAAGGUGGAGCCAAGAUCCCCUCAUGUCUAUUUUGCUCAACAUGUUCUCGAACAAGACAAAGUGUUCUCAGAAGAGUGGUCUGACACUAAGAUAUUAUAUGACGAUAUGAUAAGUAGAAUUGAGGAAGCUAUGGAAAGUGGUAGAGUUUGUGAUGAAAUAAAGCAGCAACACAAGGGGUUCUUUGAGUGGAACUCUAAAACCACAAAGCAAGACCACCAGUCAAUUGUUAAGAUUUUACUUGAUGGGCGGAAUAGAAAAGAGGUGGAUGUCUGUGGAAAUCUAUUACCAACCCUCGUCUACCUGUCACGUGAGAAGAAGCCCCACAAACCACAUCACUUCAAGGCUGGAUCAAUGAAUGCGUUGGUAAGGGUUUCUGCAGAAAUUAGUAAUGCACCCAUCAUCCUCAACUUGGACUGUGACAUGUAUUCAAACAAUGCAGAUUCGAUAAGAGAGGCAUUGUGCUUUUUCAUGGAUAAAGAGCAAGGGAACAAAAUAGCAUAUGUGCAAUAUCCUCAGCGCUUUGCUAAUAUUCCCAAAAAUGAUUUGUACGGAAAUGGAGCGCGAGUGACCCGAGAAAUUGAACUUGCUAGUAUGGGUGGUGUUGGAGCUGCUUUAUACUGCGGAACUGGAUGCUUUCACAGAAGAGCAAGCCUUUGUGGAAUGAUAUACCCUAAAGAGCUUCAAAUUGAUGGCUUGCUUGGUGGAUUGAAAAAUGAAACGUCCAUUGAAGAGUUGGAGGAAGCAUCUAAAUAUGUCAUAAAUUGCAGCUAUGAAGAGGGUACUCAAUGGGGAAAACAGAUGGGGCUAGUGUAUGGAUGUCCAGUGGAAGAUAUAGUCACAGGUUUAACUAUCCAAUGCAGAGGAUGGAAAUCUGUCUAUUAUAAUCCCCAAAAACGCGCUUCUUUUUUGGGUAUUGCCCCAAUUACAUUGGAAGUUGCUCUUGUUCAACACAAGAGAUGGGCUGAAGGCAUGUUUCAGAUUUUUAUCUCCAAGUAUUGCCCCUUCACAUAUGGCUAUCGAAAAAUAAAACUAGCUGCUCAGAUGGGAUAUUGUCGUUACCUUCUUUGGGCCGUCAUUUCCAUCCCCGUACUCUAUUAUGUGAUUGUCCCUCCUCUUUGUUUGCUUCACAGUAUCUCCUUAUUUCCAAAGGUAACACGUCUUUGGUGUGUGCCUUUUGCGUAUGUUUUUGCGGUGAGGAGCGGUUACAGUUUAGUGGAAGCUUUGAGUUCAGGUGAGACACUCAAUUCAUGGCGGAACUUGCAAAGGAUGUGGCUGAUGAGGAGGACAACCUCGUACUUCUUUGCAUUCUUUGACACAAUCAGCAGGCAACUAGGAUUCUCAGAAACCACAUUCACUCUCACAGCUAAGGUGACAGACGAUGACUCUCAAAGGAGAUACGAGGAAGAAAUCAUGGAUUUUGGGGGGAGUUCAUCUUCCUCCAUAAUGUUCACCAUUACAUCCACACUUGCAUUGUUGAACUUGAUGAGUUUCGUCUCGGGAGUCGUCAUGAGGCUUGUCUUUGUCCCCCAAUUCAUUCCACAAGUGACUCUUAGUGCGGUGAUAGUAAUGGUAAAUUUGCCUGUUUAUGAAGCACUUUUCCUCCGGAAAGACAGUGGAAGCUUGCCCUCAUCCGUUCUAAUAAUGUCUGUAUUCUCACUAUCUGUGCUAUGUUUAUUGCCCAUCUUCUAGCUUGUUUUCUGAAAAUUGUGCACAAACUUUUAUUUAUUUGAUGUUUUACACUUCUAUCUACGUUUUUGUCGU
Messenger RNA from Cuscuta europaea, 2340 nucleotides. The record is from the annotation of a GenBank genome assembly. NCBI's taxonomy places the organism in Eukaryota, Viridiplantae, Streptophyta, Magnoliopsida, Solanales, Convolvulaceae.